GUUCAGGUGGCCGCCGCCAUGGUUGCUGUGAAUAGCCCAUGGCUCACCCUGCUCGUCCUGCCAGCGAUGAUGAGAGGCUUCACUGAAGCGACAGCGCCUGCACUUGUGUCUCGAACAAGCGCAGCUGUGCCAUCUGCACAUUUCUCGUCCUCUCCUAUGAAGAACUUUGCAACCUCAAUGCAUCUCAGGGGAGGAGGGGAGCGGUACAGCCUCGGGCUGCGCGACUCAAUAAUGAUCGCGCAUUCAUUCACUGGGAAGGAAUUCGGUCCCGCACAGAACAUGCAUGGGGCGACGUAUACUGUGGACGUGGAAUUUCAUGUGGAGAGCCUUGCUCCACGGUUGAAUUGGGUUUUGGACAUUGGGGAGGGAAUGACGAUGUUAAAGAAAGUUCUUGGGGAAUACAACUUCAAAAAUCUCAACGAGCUCUUUCCCGGAGAAAACACUACAACAGAAUUCAUGUGCAAGAAAAUAUUUGAGGGUCUUUGCGUGGAGUUGAAGGGCAAGUUCAAGGGGUCCAUAACCGUGAAGUUGUGGGAGAGUCACAGUGCAUGGGCUUCUUACACCAACGACAUUGGUGCUGAUGGCUGUUAACAAUCACAUUUCCCUUCUGCCACUCUCUAUUUCCUGUUGACCUAGAAACCAAUAUUGUCAACCUGCAAUAAACAAUCACAA
This is a messenger RNA of Guillardia theta CCMP2712, 672 nucleotides long. RefSeq lists its product as hypothetical. Bases 19 to 591 code for a protein of 190 amino acids. The transcript has a single exon. The record is from RefSeq and is a predicted model, not a curated record. Lineage: Eukaryota; Cryptophyceae; Pyrenomonadales; Geminigeraceae.